UUACUGCAACUAAAAGGAUUAACGUAUUUGCUGCGAAAUUCUUCUCCAUCCUAAUCCUCAUACGACCGCGCUUAUUGGCAUUGAAAGUUCGGAACAACAUUGGUGACUCUAAGAUACAUACGAACUGUGCAUGGGGCGCUGACUCUUUGCUAAAUCCUCCUUUCAACUCUCCACAGGAUAUCAGUAAAUAGACCGGUCGCAGAAAUGCAAGCACCUCAACGACCUGUUCAAAGACGAUCUCCGGCAUCAGAUUCACCUGGACCACCACCUACAAUAUCUGCUAGGUCUAUAUCUCCAAGUUUGGGUCCUCAGCCGAGGAAUUCAACUGCUUCAACCAGAUCUGUUCAAAGCAAUCAUUCGGGAAGAAGACAAAAUGUGAGUGAUGCGAUCCGCUUGGAAUAUCUUAUCCACAAUUGCGACAAUGAUUUCUCAAAUAGAAUCCUGUGCUAAUAUCGUUUUCUGGUAGGGUGGUCAACCUCCGACAAGCAGUGGUAGUCAAAGUGGUCAACAUGCCCCACCAUUAUCUCAGAUCGAAAGGAGUGUAACACAUCUUCUGGUCGCCACAAAGCAACUCCUGGAAACCCUUACACAAUGGUCUCGGCAUCAAGCAACCGAUGCACAAGUUUCAGAUGUUUAUGUGCGCUUGGGAUAUGAGUUCAAUAUUGCUUGUAGGGCAUUUACUGCAAUCAAUGUUGAUACUUCGGAUUUAGGAAAUGUACCGGAGUUACUUCGACAUAUAUUGGAAUCAACACUCAGCCAAGAAGCCAGCGUCGAGAGCUUGGAAAGAUACUUGCCUCGAAUCAGAGAUAUAAUCAUCACCCUUCUUCACGGGUUAAAGCGAAAGCAGCAGAAAUUGCGGCAAAACAAGGAGAGAUAGCGGAACACAAAAUGGAGAUACCAUACCUAGGAAUGGAAGCUUCAGUAGCAUUGCCAGUAACAGUACUGGAUUGACCACACUGCUCAAUCAAGGGUUGGAAGAUAAUUUUCAAGGAGACCCAGGUUCGACAAAUGACCGAGGAAGCAAAGGACAGUCCACGGCUGACUCCACCAUACCUCCACGAAUGUCAUCAGCCUCAGGAUCAUCAAGUAGAAGAGCUGCUCCUCCACCAAGAGACUCAUCUCGAGGCUCAGUAUCUUCAGAUCAAUCUACACUGUCAAGCACGACUAUGCAGAGCAUUCCUGUUGUGCCACCUUAUCCUGGAGAUGAAGUCACUGUGCCAAUGCCACGUCCAAAUGAUACUGAUCAUUUGACUGUCGACAAUUUUCCACCACCACCUCCGCCACCGAAGACAAAUGCUGCGUUGGUAGCUCUACAAAGAGGUGGGGAUUUGGAAAGAAGAGCCUCGAGGCGUUAUUCCGCUUACCAAAUCUCAAAACUUGUUGGUGCAUCUCCAAAUGGAGUUCCAAUGCUUCCCGUUCCACAGAAUUCGCCAAUACCAAACAGAGGGCGCAAUGAUGCUCGAGAAUCUUUGAGAGCUGUUCAAAAUCGUGAUCACCGUCUUGGUCGAACAAAUUCCCGAUUAAUUCAAAAUGACGCAUCUCCAGUUCGAAAGCCAAGUGUGAUCGCAGAGGAGAGCCAAGAGACCUCAUUUCAGCAGCCAGACGAACCACCUUCAAGUGGCAGCCCAACACCAAAGAUAUCAGAAGAGAAGUCAAAAAAACCUUUUAUUGAUUAUGAUGGACCAAGUUCAAGUCUCAAUGGGCCAACUUCUGAUGUGCUUCCAAACUUUGAUGAUCAAGAUCAAGAUCAAGAUAAGGCUGCAACUGAACCUCCCCAAGCUCCCGUACACAAGAGAUCUGCCAGCAAAAGAGAAAGUCCCAGUUACGGUAGUCAAGCAAGACAGUAUACACCUGAAGGAUCACCACCUCCACCGGAUAAGGAAAUUACAAUUUUCCUACAAUACAAAACCAAGGUCAAGAAGUUUGUCCUUGCUGACGGGUACAAGGAUUUAUCCAUGGCAAGAUUACAGCUGGCUUUCAUUGAGAAGUUCGCCUGGAAUACUCAUAAUAAUGGGGUUGAUCUACCUGAGAUAUAUAUACAGGAUCCAGUAUCUGGUGUUCGUCAUGAACUGGAAGAUCUUCAUGAUAUCAAAGAUCGUUCUGUACUUGUAUUAAAUGUGGAGGUACUAGAUGAGGUCAAGCGACACAUUGAUGAUAGUUUAGGAGGAUUGAAGAAAAUGGUUGAGAGUGUCAAAACAGCAGUUGAUGAUCAGCAAGUUACCAUCCAGAGAGUCUCAGAUCGUCAACAAGAUGCUGCAAAAGAAAUGGCUCGAAUUGCUUCUGCACCACCUGUCUCUUCAAGAGUUUCAAUGAUCGAUACUGUACGACUCACCAAUGGCAAUAACUUUAGCCCCUCAAAAGCCAAUGGUCAAGCGCAACUUACUGAAAUUCAGAGCCUUCGUCGUGAUCUUGCGGUAGUCCGACAAACAUAUUCUAGCUUCCAAUCUGACAUUCAAAGUUCCAUGGCUCUGAUUCGCUCGAAGGCUAGCUCUAUCAAAAGCGUUGCUGUUAAAGCUGCUAUUCCAGAUAUCAAUGGUGAUUCUGGACGUUCUUAUGUCAAUGGUGGAAAGAAGAACCUCAGCGAAGAUUCCGAUAAAUUGGUUGCGCAAGUUGAUGAUCUUCAAGAUAUUGUUGAAGAUUUAAGAAAGGAUGUUGUACAACGUGGUGUACGACCUCUUCCUAAGCAAUUGGAGACUGUUGCCAAGGAUAUCUCACAGGCUACGAUGGAACUCAAGAGGAUGCAAGAUUUCUUGAAACGUGAGAGACCGAUUUGGACAAAGAUUUGGGAGAAGGAAUUAGAGACAGUCUGUAAUGAUCGUGAAGAGAUUACUAUGCAAGAAGAUCUUGCAGCAGAUCUUCAAGAUGAUCUGGAGAAGGCAGCACAAACCUUUGCACUUGUGGAACAAGCUACCAAGGAACAAUUGAAGGAUGGAUCUCCAAGUCAAGUUGGUACUGGUCGAAGUCUUUCUAAGCUUAACCGUAUUGAUCCAAUUGAUCCUGCUAUGGCAAAAGAAGGUGUUCUUGACGAAGUUCGUGCCUUACAACCAAACCACGAGAAUCGCCUUGAAGCUAUCGAGCGUGCAGAAAAGCUUCGUCAAAAGGAACUUGAAGGUCGUAGAGGCAACGUGCUUCAAAAGGAGUUGACCCAAUUCGUUGAAGAAGGAAAAUUGAAGAAAUCUGGAGGCUUUGAGGAAGUCGAAAGACAAAGAAUUGCAAAAGACGCGCGGAUUAGAAGAGAGGUUUGGGAGCGUCAGAAUGGGAUGACACAAGCUGAUGCAGAUCUUGAGGGUGUUGAUGAUCCUGCAGUUGAAGAAGUGGCAGAGGCAGAUGAAAUGAUUGAAGAGGUCUCAGAAGCUGAUCCUGCUAUGGAGCUAUGAUAAACUACGAUACCACGAUGGCGAACGGAAAUUGCAUUUUCAACCCAUUAUUACAAUAUUUGAGAUUUUUUCAGUAUCAUGCCUUGAAGGGGCAAUGCAGGGAAUGGGAUGUUGGACUCCAGUUCUAACUUUUACAUGAUUUUGUCAUGUUUAUUUUUCAUGGAAGGCGCAAAUAGUGUUUGUUUAUAUUCAAGCAAGGCGUUAAUAGGAAUUGGGCAUUUUUCUUUGGACCGGUUGCAUAGUUGUUGACAUGAGCGUUUCUUAUAGUGUUUUCACCACGGCUUUUCUUGUUUCUCGUGUGGCAAAUGAAAGCGAGCUAUGUCAGUAUAAGGAAGAUUCCACGGUGUGUUAUUCUAUGGGCGUUUUGAACUUGGUGUUUUGAAGAGGGGUGAUUGAGAAGAGUAGUUGAUGUAUUGGCAUGGCAAUGAUUGAGGAGGGAAAGUGGAGAUUGGCAUUGGAAAGGGAAAAAUGGAAAACACAUUAUAGCGAUAUAGAUGAAGAUGAAGAUGCAGGUUUUAUAUCAAGUGGUUGUGCCAAGGCAAUACAAGGCAGAUAAGAUAGUAGGUGUAUUGUAGUUGUAGAACAAAGUUACAAAUUAGAGAUGAGAUGAGAAGAAAUUAAAACAUAUAAAAC
Messenger RNA from Sclerotinia trifoliorum, 4010 nucleotides. The record is from the annotation of a GenBank genome assembly. Lineage: Eukaryota; Fungi; Ascomycota; Leotiomycetes; Helotiales; Sclerotiniaceae.